Molecule: messenger RNA, 6699 nt
Organism: Apis laboriosa (Himalayan honeybee)
Lineage: Eukaryota; Metazoa; Arthropoda; Insecta; Hymenoptera; Apidae
Gene: Syn1
Product: beta-1-syntrophin
Exons: 8
Coding region: 1391-3112 (573 amino acids)
Cellular component (GO): dystrophin-associated glycoprotein complex; intracellular anatomical structure
Molecular function (GO): protein binding; structural molecule activity
Source: RefSeq, a predicted model, not a curated record
CGACGUUUCAAAAUUUUCCCGCCAGUCGCGCUAGAAUCGCUCUCAUGAGUAUUCACCCCUCCCGCGCCACCUAUAGGUUCGCCGGGCUGGACGAACCGCUAGUCGAGUUAGUACGACUCGUGACGUCGCGGAAGUUGGUUGUUUGUUUUGUGGUGUUCCGUUUGUACCGUUUCGUCGGCGAUGUGAUCGGUUUUAAAAGUGACGUGCGUUUUUUCGUACACAUUAUUUCGCGUUUUAUAGCGGUUUGACGGUUUAUCGAUAUAUCGAUAAUCUAUUAAAUGUAAACGCGGGGAACGCGGAAUACGUCCAUUUCCAAAUUUUGGCGUUAGUCGGUAUCCAUCACGUUCUCUCGUUACAAUUCCAUCAUUUACCUAGCUGAUCGGCUAAAUUUUUGGAAAAGAAUCGUCCAAAAUACAUCGAAAUUCGUCUAUAGUGUCUAAUUGAAGUUCGAUAUCUAUCGAUGUCGUUACAACGUCUUAAGUCGAAUUGCAAUAGUAACGUUCCUCGAUUCUUACUUCCGCGUUCAGAGUGUGGGAACAGUAUAAUAAAACGACACUUGAACACGUUUGAUCAUCUCAAUUAUUCGUGCUUCUAGUCGGAUGGUCAAUGUUUAACGGCCGUGUCAAGCGGCUGGUUAAUUAAUUGCGUGUUAUACGAUCGGGACGACUAACAUUCGUCCCGAAUAUUUAGACAGGAGGCGUUACUAUUACUUAGGCUUCGAAAAAACGGCAUUACGAUCUGAAGUUGACGCAUUAGCGGUCGUGCGCGCGCGCGUGAUCAGUUAUUCGAGUGUAAAAGAAUUUACGUCGUUACAAACGCGAUUCCUACGGCGAAAGUGAGCGACGGUAGUGUAGUAAGAGAGGAGAGUGGAUCGCAAAUAGAGAACAGAAACACGGAGGCGAGUUUUUUCACGAGAGUCUUGGAAUCGGAGUGUUUCCAAUCGAGGACGAAAGAAAGAAGGCCGGUAAAACAUGUCGAGGCUGUUGAAAGGCGAACCGACGGGCGGUUAUAUCAUUGACUCUAUCGCAGAUCAUCGAAUGUAUUAACCCGGCCGCAAAUGACGCGUAUCGUGGCGUAAGCGAAGAAAAAAACGGUGGCGGAGGACGAGCACUGGACAUACAUUGGGAGAACAGUUUUUUGAUCUAACCAAAGAAAGAAAAGCAGGCCAGGCAUCGUGCCUCCCACUGCCUACCGGAAGUCAUAUGCCCAUACACGCGCGGAAAACGGUAAAUCAUCGUAGAAGCCAUCGGCUAUAACGAGCGUACACGUUUAUUUUGCAUUGGACCGAAGCACGCCUGCCCCUUCACCUCUGUUCGUUUUGUUUUCCUUGGUUCGCCUACCGUCAUUGUUUCGUCUUUUUUUUCAGCGUGCAGUUUUCGAGGAAAUCGAAAUGGUCGAGCUGUGCGGAAGCGGGCAACCGACUUCAGCGAUGGGAGUGAUGGGGAUCGGUUCGGUGGUGUCCGCGGCUACGUCGUCCUCGUCCUCGUCUACGACCACCACAGCAGCCUCGUCCUCGGCGUCCGGACGUGCCGGGGUCUUAGAGACGCAAGUUCGUGGUCAGUGGUAUCGCGUGUUCGUCUCGUUGGAGGACGAUUAUCUGAGCAUCUCGUUGGACGAGAGCUGCGAGACGGGCAACAACGCCCUGAACAACGGUAACAUAAAUAACAACAACGUGGAUAGCCUGAACGAUCCGGACGUGCCGGACUCGGUGGCCAAUCAGAAACGUAUCGUGCGCGUGGUGAAAAGCGACAACAACGGUCUCGGGAUCUCGAUCAAGGGUGGAAAAGAGAACAAAAUGCCGAUCUUGAUCUCGAAGAUUUUCAAGGGGAUGGCGGCGGACGCGACCGAGCAGCUGUACGUGGGCGACGCUAUAUUGGCUGUAAACGGGGAGGAUCUACGCGAGGCGACCCACGACGAGGCGGUGAAGGCGUUGAAGAGGGCCGGCAAGGUCGUCGAGCUCGAAGUGAAGUAUCUGAGGGAGGUGACACCGUACUUCAGGAAGGCGUCGAUCAUCCAGGAGGUGGGAUGGGAGUUGCAGCGCGGCUUUCUCAGCGCGACACCACCGCCCCCGAAAUCACCACCGCGAGCGGAUACGCGUUAUCUGCCGCUCCAACUCUGCAGACUAACCAGGGCUCAUCCUUCCUCGGAUCCCGAGGGUCGAAUCCUGGAACUUCAUUCCCCGGACGGAGUGCACGAGUGCUGGUUGAGAGCCGCGGAUAACGCGGAGGCGAACGUGUGGUUCAACGCUCUGCACUCGGCUCUAGCAGCUCUCACACUCAAGGCGCUGCGACUGGCGUCCGCGCUUCCGGAUCCGCCGCAGCUUCAGCACAUCGGCUGGCUAGCGAGGAGACACUGUCUUCAGAACGGACGUGCCAGCAGCGAGAGCAGCGAGGACGGAGCCGGGAGCAGCGCGAGCACCUCGCGAGGAGCGGGUAGCGGGUUCGGCCUCGGGGGUGGAUGCACCGGGGGAUGGCGCAGCGUGUUCGGGGCCGUCUCGAGCAGGGAGCUCAGGCUGUACGAGUGCGCCCCUUGGAGCCCGGAAGCUUGGGCCUCGCCGAGCAUAACCUGUCAAUUGAUCGCCACCAGAUUGGUAUCGUCCCCCGCGAGGCAGAACGAGGCAGGUGGUAGCAGCGGCGGCGGAGCGACGCAACACGCGGCGACUUUCGCCGUGCGGGUGGGCACGAUGGACGGCGUGGUGACGCAUCAUCUACGCGCCGAGACGAGGAGGGACCUGGCCGCCUGGGCCAGGGCGAUCGUUCAAGGCUGCCACGCGGCCGCUCAUUCGUUACGCGAGUACACCGUUCGGUGCACGUGGCAAGGGAAGGCCUGUCAGCUGGUUGUAAACCACGAAGAUGGUUUCGCGUUGUACGCGGCUGGGGCUAGAGGCGGUGGCAACGGGAUGAGUCCAAGCUCUUCCCCGACCCCUCUUUGGAGAAGAUCCUUCGAUAAACUGAAAAUGUCCGCUGACGAUGGGGCGCGUCUACUGUGGCUCGACUUUGGCGGCGAGGAUGGCGAGAUUGAGCUGGACCUCGAGAGCUGUCCCAAACCGAUCGUGUUCGUCCUCCACAACUUCCUCUCGGCCAAGAUCCACCGGCUCGGGCUGAGCGCAUAGGGGUACGAGGGGGCCCCCACGGAGGCCCCCGACCUGCCGCCCCACACCACCAGGUCCGUCACCAGCGUCUUCCUUCACUGAAGCUCUGCGCGCCAGACACAACGAGGAGGAAGAGAGAAGGGUGGCAGGCAGGAUACGAGAGAAGAACGAAGAACGAGAGACCCACGCAUCACUCGACGGACCAUAACAGAGAGACACGUUGGCCGGCUUCCACCUUUUUAUUUCCAUCCGGAGAUCGCCACGAUUCCCUGAUUCCUAUUAGGGGAUUAAAACUGCAGAUUAGCAACAAGCGCGCUCUUCCACAUUCGAUUCUACGAGCGAGAUGCGUUUAAUAAGGACGAAUCUCUCCUCGAUGGAAAAGACGGGAAGAGAAGAGUGUACGAAACAAACGGAUGGCGAUCGAAGAAAAAGAGAGAGAGAGAGAGAGAUAGAGAAAACGAAUCGAAGUUAUUCUAACGCGCAAUUUUGCAGGAAAGUAUCAGCACGUGCAACAAGUAGGCUAGAAGGAAGCGGAAGGAAGGUCACUGCUGGGUAUCGUAACUAAUCAACGCGCCUAAGUAACCGAUUAAACUUAUCUACCUAAAGUAAGAGGAAGAAAAAAAAAACGCUAUGUAACGAACGAGAGAGAAAGAGAGAGAGAGAGAGAGAAAGAGAGAGAGUGAAUGGUGGGUGUAUUUAAGAGAAAGUGAAAAAACUGCUCCGAUCGAACGCUCGAUUUCGGAGAACUAGCGGAAAAGCUGAUCAAUUACUGUCCAACUGCCAACCCGUUUCGCUCUUACAUCGAGGAUCGAUUGACCCUGCAACUUCGACCUCUCUCCCCUUGUCCCUUGCCGCUGCACGCCAACUUUCCUCCUCUCGGGUAUAAAUAAAAGGGAGAAGAAAAUAGAAGGCGAGGAGGAAGGUUGGGAGAAAGAAUAUACGUUAAAGUUGUCGCAUCGAGGCUCUGCAGCAAACCUUUCCCCUAUAACGUCCAACGAAAGCGACUUUAACAGAGUUGAACGUUGAUCUUAAUGAUUAGUGAAUUAAUAAUAAACGAAAUUUCACGCGAAACCAUUUUCGUUCCAUAUUUAUGGAAUAUAUAUUUAUGAUAUAUAUAUGGAUUUUCUUACUCGAGUGAAUUAUUUAUUUCACUCGUCAACGGGUUUCUCUUCAACGAUCCAUUCCGAGAGAAAUUCGAAAAUCUCACGAUUUUCAAAAAUAAAUUUCGAGUUACGAAAGAAUGGAAUGAUAAUAGUGGAAAUUUCGUCGGGGCGGAGAGGUUGGAUGUGGAAUAACAGGGUCGAAGGGAGCAACGGGCUAGCGUUAAUAGUUGUUUUGUACGAUUCGUAUUCUUAAACGCGAGUAAGUGUAAGAUGCCAAGAAACGUCGAUGUGUGUACCGGUUGGCCGCGAUCCCAAUCGAGUGGGAUAACUCGAGAUCGAUUCUCGUUUCCACGCCUCCCCUUCCAAAAAUUAUUUCCAUCUUCUUUCGUAAAACUCGACCCCCUCCCGACAUCCGAAGUUUCACAUCCGAGCAAAACUCUCGAAUUGUAAAUAUAAGCCAUCGUUGCAACUCACCCAACCCGCCCAAUUCCGAUAAUAUCGUUCCACGUGCCGUGGGUGUCGCAAAAUCGAGUAACAAGCCGGAAAACACUGUGGAGGAACGAAGGUGAGGUCGAUUCGAGGAUCGAAUUCCCAUCCUGUAUCGAGUUAUCGCACGGAAGGGGAUGCAAAUCGCCGCGGAAUUAUUCGCAUUACGAGUGCUGUUGCGAAUAUUAUCGAUGACGAGAGAGAGAGAGAAAGAGAGAGAGAUAAGUGUUGUUCGUGUAAGAAUGGAACAUUCCUUUUCAUCCGUUCUAUAGAGACCGAUAUUCGAUCACGAUCCUCGAGAAAAGAGGAGAGGAGAGGAAGGAGAGGAGAGGAGAGGAGAAAGAUUGGUCGAAGGAGGCCGUGCGAUAAUAAGAAUUUUGACGUUAAAUAGAACGUAUCAACGAAUCCACGUAACGUUCAUUGUACCCGUUUUACGUCGUUUGCUGAGUUGUCGUUCCUUUCGCGGAAUGAUGAAAUUAUAUUGAAAUGAAAGAGGAGAAGAUCGAUUUCGCAAUCUGUUCUCGCGUGUGUAUCAACGUUAGAUUGGGACGAUGAUAGAAAAUUCGUAACGUUGAAUAGUUAGAACGUCUUCGAUUUUAAGAGAUCGAAGGAUUGUUUAACGUUGAAUAGUAAUUCUGAUCGAAUCGAUUUUGAAUUGUAGAUUCGCGGUAGAUGCGAUAUCCGAUGCGAUUAAUUUCGAUGUGACCGCUCUAUUAAGUUCUGUUUUAACGUGGAUCGUUGUAUAGAUAGGAACGAGCGUGUGUAUUAUCCUUUCAACGACGCGUCAUCUCGAGAUAUAUUUUAAAAAUAAUAUUUUUCGCGCGAUUUUAAAUUAAUAUUUAUUUAAAAUUUUACCACCGAUUUUAAUUAUUUAUUUAUAUAUAAACGAAUUUGCAUGAUUCGUAAUCAAGAUCAUAGCCAUCGGAAAACGUCUAAGCGACGAAGCCAGAAUCCGGAAAAUACGCUCGAAUCAACGCCUAUUACCGUUAAAAGCCGGUCAAAACUUGACGUAAAAUCAUCGAUCACGGGAAAUCGACUUAAUAAAUAUCGCUUGUCAAAGGGUAUUUCGAACGCAUCCAUCGUUUAACGCGUUAAAACGAUGGGAAAAAAGCCGUGUAUCCGAAAGUGGCUCGAAUGAGCCGCAUUAUCCGCCAAUUGCAGCGCGAUCAAAAACAAUCCGACCCAGUUUUUACCACAAAUUUCGCGCCCAUUAUCAAAAUUGCCCGGACGCCAUCCCAGAGAACUCAAUUUCACGGAACGAAUGUGUCGUUCGUGGAUGAUUGGAGGGUGGUGGUGGCGCGAGCGGGGUUGACUGGAUGACACGAAAAUGGAAUGGAGAGAUCACGGUGGUCGGUUCCGUCGCGACGAAAUGAAAUUAUACACGGAUCGAAAUAAUGAACGAUGCUCGAAUUUUCCACGUUUAUUCCGGCUCGAAAUUCGUGUGAAACGCGAUACGGGAGAAUUCACCUGUCCUGUCGUAUCGAAAAACCGAGGACCCUAUUUCCAAAUGGAAAUUACCGAAAGUAGAAAAACCUGUAAAUGAGCGAACACGUCGAGCGAAUUAAUCGAACGAUUUCAUCGUCACAGCGAAUCCCGCGAAAGGAACGCGAGAGCGUUACAAUACACACGCGUGCGAAAACACACACGUACACAUACGGAGAUAUAGAGGGGAUAGGGAAGGGGAGGGGAGGGGGGAUAGAAGGUACAUUCGCCUGGGUAACGAGGUGGACGUCAUUAAGCGCGAGGAUAAGUUCGAAACAUCGACGAGAAUUAAUUCAGUUUGAAAGGAUUUGCACGUAAACUGUGUAUUUUUCUAAUGAUUUUAGAACGCGGCCGGUCACGGCUCGUUCAUUCGUUUUUUAAUCUUUUCUUUUUUUUUUUCUCUCUAUUUUCGAUUUUCACCCCUCUGAAAGAUCGAAUCGGGGGUGAAACGGGACACACGGUCCUCCUGCGUUUUCAUUUCUCUAUAGGUUUAAGAGAACGUUAACGUGUAUAUCUAUGAGUUACCAAAUAAAUGAG